This is a messenger RNA of Frankliniella occidentalis (western flower thrips), 3200 nucleotides long. RefSeq lists its product as uncharacterized. Gene Ontology annotation, cellular component: nucleus. Gene Ontology annotation, molecular function: protein binding. The coding region runs from base 7 to 2343 and encodes 778 amino acids. Gene Ontology annotation, biological process: regulation of transcription by RNA polymerase II. The record is from RefSeq and is a predicted model, not a curated record. Lineage: Eukaryota; Metazoa; Arthropoda; Insecta; Thysanoptera; Thripidae. The transcript has 5 exons.
CCAGCCAUGGAGCCGGAGUGCUACCAGUUGAAAUGGCAUAGCUUCGAGGCGCACAUGCAGGCGUGCGUGGCCACGCUGCUGCACUCGGAGACCUUCGCCGACGUGGUGCUCAGCACGGUGGACGGCAGGCACAUCUCCGGCCACCGGUUCGUCCUGGCCGCCAGCUCCACCUACCUCCAGCAGAGGCUGCUCGGGGCCGGCUCCAUGGUGGCGCACAGCCACCUGCCCGUGGUGGUGAUCCUGCCGCCGGAGGUGUCCUACCACGCGCUGUGCGUGCUCAUCAAGUACAUGUACAGCGGCGAGGCCACCGUCCCCAACUCGCAGCUGAGCGCCGUGCUGCGCGCGGGCGACAUCCUCAAGGUGCGCGGGCUGUGGCGGCCCGGCGGCAACAACGGCGCGCCGGGCGGCCAGCGCCCCGAGCCGCGCGCCGAGGGGCGGCCGCACCACCUCGUGCAGGCCAUGCAGAGCUACAUGCGCCGGACCCAGCCGCGCGCCGAGCCGCGCACCGAGCCCCGCCAGGAGUACGCCUCCGCCUCGGGGCUGGGCGUGCACAGGCACUUCAUGGACCCGGCCGCGGUGCCGGCGGCGGCGCACCCGGCCGGCACCGGGGCCGACCCCGACACCCGGGCGAGCCGGGUGGGGCGCGAGGUCGGCCACGAGGACCCCGCCGUGACGCCUCCCCGGCCCCGCGGCCCCGGCCGGCCGCCCCUGCACGCGUCGCGCAUCGCGGCCCGCCGCGGCGUCAAGGACUACCGCGACUGCAAGGACGAGCUCAAGGCCCGGCGCAGGGAGGCGCGCCGCCGGGAGCGCAUCCACCUGCUCGCCCAGCGGGCCGCCAACUCCGCCAGGGCGUCAGCCAAGCCCGCCCGGGACACGAGGCAGGUCCCGGACACCCGGGACGACAACGACAGCAUGGACACGGGCCCGGCCGACCCGCCCCCUUCCAACGGCCUGCCGUCCACAGACGAGCACCACCAGGCCGACGAUGAUGGCCUGAAGCGCGAGGCCGACACUAGCAGGCACGAGGGGGGCAGGUCCUCCCCCGUAGCUCACCGAACCACCUCGCCGAAGCACGACGAUGUCGACCCUCUGAGGACGGUGGACGAGGGAGGGGUCGCGGACGACAAGGACAAGAGAUCUCGUGGAAGCGAGAGCGAGAACGACCUGGCCGACACCCGCACCAUCCUGGACGGCAUCGGCGCCCUUGCCAACCUUGCUGUCGGUGAGAUGAGGAUCAAGGAAGAGCCUAUCGAGUGGGACAUGGAGUCCGAAGUCCGAGAGGCCCUCAUGGAAGACGUGCCGGCGGAGCUCCGCGUCAAACCGGAGGUGGUUGAGCCGCAGGAGCAAAGCGAGGAGCUGCUGUUCUCACCGCUGUCGUGCGAGAUCUGCCACGUGACCUUCUACUCGCCGGCCGAGUGGGUGCGCCACGCGGAGCAGGAGCACAGCGAGAUGCGGCGGCGGCCGCGGAGGAGAACGCCCAAAGGACGCCAGUCUUCGCACGAUUCCGACCGUUCCGCGGUCUCCGCCAGCACGUCAAGCGAGAGGACGACCGCGGGCACUCCCGGGCCCGGGUCCGCGGCCUCCUGCUCGGGGUCCACGUCGGGCGCGGCGACGCCGGCCUCGGCCGCCUCUUCGAGCGCGCCCGCGUCGGCGGGGUCCCUGACGCCGGGGACGGCGGCGCGUCCGGGGCCGUCACCCGCGGCAGGCGCCACGGCCGGCGCCGCGGCCGGCGCCGGCCAGCAGACGGGGCCUUACGCGCAGCUCGUGUGCGACGUGUGCAAGGAGACCUUCGCGUCGCCGGCGCUGUGGGCGCGCCACCUGCAGACCUCGCACACGGACGAGGAGCUGGCCGUGCAUAACCGCGCCAACGCCAGGCCGCCGACGACGCCGGGGCCGCCCGCGCUGCGCCCGCAGACGCCCGUGCCCCGGACACCCGGGCUUCGGCCACUCGCGCCCCGGCCGACGGGCGGAGGCCACGCGCGGCCAGCUGCGGCCGCUCAGCAGCACCCCACCGCCGGCAAGCAGCUCUCGUCCGCGCUGAAGCGGUGCGGCCUCUGCCCCAAGUCGUUCCUGUCCAAGGCCUCGCUGCAGAUCCACCGGCGGACGCACACGGGCGAGCGGCCCUUCGUCUGCCACCUGUGCGGCUACGGCUUCAGCGUCAAGAGCAACCUGGUGCGGCACGUCCGCACGCUGCACGGCGCCAACGGGCGCGAGGAGGGCGGCGACGACGAGGGUCUGCUGCUCGGCCACGAGGAGCUGCUGGAGCAGGAGGACGAGGAGGAGCAGCUGCCUCUCACCCCGCCCGACGACACCCGCGACAGCUCCAACAGCGGCGCGGAGUAGCGGCGCCGCGGCCGACCCUACACCCUGCGGCAGCCCUGCGGCGCCAGGGGUACGUCCACCCCAACCCCAACUCACUCUUCCCACCACCCUUCCUCUCCUGACCCUCCCUACCACGAGUGCGAAACAGCGCGUUGAAGCGAUGUCGAGGUGUCGACGACGGUGUCGUCCAGAUAUCGCUCCGGCGUCCCAUCGACGGUCAAUUAUUUCUGACCAGGUCUUUAUCUCUCCGGUAAUAGUGCAGUACCAGGGUGGAUGGGUAAUUGAACCCACCCACUUUCAAUGAUACGAUGUACCGUAUGCAGGCGUCGCUCGGGCGCUUCGGUUGAAUAGGCAACCCACCGUGCACGUGCGUAGGCGUUACAGUGUAAGUUCGAAAGUCCACUUGGUACAGCGCGCUGCCUGCCUUGACGUUGCUCAGAGACUUGUGAGUUUACACAAGUGUAUGCAGUUCGCAAAGGCUGAGCCCUUCCCAGCGGCUAUUAUUUAGCCGCUACUUUUUCUAACUAUUAAUUAUUGCCACUCCUGGUGGCGUAUCCUUUUUAUUCUAUUUACUUCCGGUGGAAAGAUUGUUUCAAUUUAAUGAAGUAAUGUGUGCUCUCGCUAAAUCGUUAAGGGCUUAUUGCUGAUUUUGAAAAUGUGAUUUGUAUUUGGUUUCUUGCCGUCCUCCAGUUUACCGUUCGUAUUGUUAUGAAAAUUAAGAUUUUUGCCGGUUUAUUUAUUACGGCCGAAGUUUGUAUACCUUAGGUACGCAGAUAGCUGUUAAUGAUAAAUGUCGCAGUUCUUUGGGGUUUGUUUCUUUCGUUCAGGAGCGAAAACUAUCUGACGGAAGAAACCUAAACUUCAGUGAACUCAGCAAA